AUGCCAACGACACAUGAUACAAAACAGCUGGAGACGACCAACAGCUCCACCAACGAACAACGACACUCAGACACCAUCGCAUCGGCAUCAGCAUCAGCAUCGACAUCGGCAUCGGCAUCAACAUCAGUAUCAACAGCACCACAAGCGCUUACCACAUCAAUGUCCACCAAGCCUCCCUACUCCUCCUCAUCAACACAAAAUGCAACUUUCCAAGCGUGCCAAGCAUGCUAUCUUCGCAAAAAGCGAUGCGUGACAAGUCCCAACCAUUCUCAAUGCACAUAUUGUUUCCGAGAAGGCCAGGACUGUCUGCCAAGAAAGCGACCUACAAAACAGACGAAUUCACAGUCUCGGUCCAACACCAACACCCACAAGGCUCCCGUUUCUACAUCUGUUGUUACGACUGCCCAGGAUUGCAACAUACGUCGACCGUAUCUUGAAACGGAGGUCCCACCGUGGAGCGCAAUGUACUCGAUGGUCUCGGAAGCGCUGCGCCUUAUUCCACCAGAGGAUUCUCUUAGCGAUCCACUAUCGCGCAAACGUCCCGCAUCUGAACGAGAUGAAGAGGAUGAACGUGAUCAAACAGACACAGAAACAGACAACGAACCAGAAGGAAGGGGGACAGACAGCGAAGAAGACAAACCCUCGAGGCCAAGAAAGAAAAGCUGCUCAAUAUACGAGGCCAUCUCUGCUCGACAUGUGCAACACAUCCCCACAGAGGAUAAGACGAGAUGGACAGCAGGUGAGACGUGGAAUACAGCGGCUACGAGACCUGGGCCUUUCGGUUUGAUCGCAAUGAACGGGAAUGGGGAAAGUGCUGUGAAUCCGAAAAGCCCCGGCACAGGGGCCUUUUUAGGCGAGCUUGAUGCGCUCUUGAGGUUUUGA
Messenger RNA from Penicillium diatomitis, 882 nucleotides. RefSeq lists its product as uncharacterized. NCBI's taxonomy places the organism in Eukaryota, Fungi, Ascomycota, Eurotiomycetes, Eurotiales, Aspergillaceae. Gene Ontology annotation, molecular function: DNA-binding transcription factor activity, RNA polymerase II-specific; zinc ion binding. Bases 1 to 882 code for a protein of 293 amino acids. The record is from RefSeq and is a predicted model, not a curated record. The transcript has 2 exons. Gene Ontology annotation, biological process: regulation of DNA-templated transcription.